This is a messenger RNA of Cyanistes caeruleus (blue tit), 2458 nucleotides long. NCBI's taxonomy places the organism in Eukaryota, Metazoa, Chordata, Aves, Passeriformes, Paridae. The record is from RefSeq and is a predicted model, not a curated record.
AGUGCGGCUGAGGCGGCGCUCGGCUCUGUGUCCCCGCAGGUCGUGGAGCGCUGCGUGGCGGCCGCCGGCUACAGCGUGGGGGAGUUUGCGGCACUGGUCUUCGCUGGAGCCCUGGGCUUUGCUGAAGCGCUGUACGCGGUGAAAGUGCGCGCCGAAGCCAUGCAAAAGGCGUCGGAAGCUGUCGCCAGUGGAAUGCUUUCGGUUGUCGGCCGGCGAGAGGCAAAUUACAAAUUUGCCUGCCUGGAAGCCCGUAAACACUGUGAAUCGCUGGGUAUAGAGAACCCCGUGUGCACAGUUUCAAACUAUUUGUUUCCAGACAGCAGAGUCAUUGCAGGACACUUACAGGCUUUGGAGUUUUUGCAGGAGAAUGCCCGAAAAUAUUAUUUUAAACGUACAAAAAUGCUCCCAGUCAGUGGGGCUUUUCAUACCAGCCUCAUGGAACCAGCAGUAGAGCCACUGGCUGAAGUCCUAAAAUCAAUUGAAAUUCAGAAACCGCUGCUCUGUGUGUAUUCCAAUGUCGAUGGCAAAAAGUACAUGCAUUCAAAGCACAUUCAAAAGCUGUUAGUGAAGCAGGUGGUGUCGCCUGUUCUGUGGGAGCAGACCAUGCACUCAGUGUACGAAAGAAAGCAAGGAACAGAAUUUCCUUACACAUAUGAAGUGGGGCCCAGGAAUCAACUAGGAGCCAUUCUCAAACAAUGUAAUUUGAAGGCCUGGAAACAAUAUAAACAUGUAGAUGCUCUGGAAGAUGAGGAAGCAACAGAGACUUAAAUAACCUUUUGAGAAAAAUCCACACGAUUCCUUUUUUUUCUGAUUUAAAACUUUGUGCUCCCAAAAGAGGAAGUCUUAAAUAUUCUUAUGUUGUAAAGAGAACUAUGUGUGUAAUUGCAAUGAACAUUUUCCGUUGAGUUCCUCAGGUGUGGAAAGGGGAGAGCAAAGUUUGGCCUUCCAUCUGUGUUGGGACCGCAACGCUGUCAACAAACAGGCCAGGUAGCAUUGUUUGGCCUCAAUCCUGCAAGCAACUUUUUCUCUUGGGUUUCUCUUUUGUUUGUUUUUUUUCAGUUGAUUAUUUUUUGGGGGAGUGUUUUGGAUGUGGAUUCAGGUUCCAGUUGGUAGCCUUGGCUGUGUGAUGCAGGGAUCUUCUGCAGGAAUGUGGGGGUUGUUGUUGGCUCCAAGUUGUAGAGGGCUCUGUUCUGGGCUGGAGGGUGCAUUUGGAGGAGCCAUUUCUUGGGAUGGCUUUCAGGUGUGUUGAUGUUCCCAUUUUCUUACUCAACUGACUUGUGGGGUAUUCAUCUAUGUAAAGUUCUCUUACUUUGUGUCCACAUUGCCAGGUAGCAGCUGAGCGAGGCAAAUGAUGUUACUAGAAAAAUUAUUUUCUUAUGGUUAAACUAUAAAUAAACUAUGAAGCUUUUCUUGCUCUUUUUAAUGCUUUGGGGUGCAUCAUUAUUGGCUCUGUCCGCAUGUGGAUGGAAGUAACUUUCCCUCCAGUUGUCCAAUGCCACAUUGGUUGUGCUGAGUUAGACAAGAAAUGUUCACUGGGAAAAAAAAAACUUAACGAAAAUAUUAUUUACAUUUCCUGGCAGCAGGAAAUGAUGAACUAGAGAGCAUCAGGUUGUCCCAAACCCUCCUGGAAAGAGCUUCCCAUUUCCCAGCUUUUUGGUAUUUUAAUGCUGUAUUUAGCAAAUAUAUAGAAAAAAAAUAGGAUAUAUUACUUAAAUCAAACGACUGACAAUGUCUUCAGUAGUGUAUUAUGAAAUGCAGGAGAACUUCCAAUUACAGUACCAAUCAUUCUGUAAUUUCACACUUGUGACAGGGAGAGUGAAUUGAAAACACUGGCCCUUAUUAUUGUUGCUAAGUGGGCUGUAUUAUUAAACAGUUCUUUCGUGGACUGCAGCUGGCAGCUGUGCCUCCCCUUCUAGUACAAAUUCCACUUCUAGCAUGUGUAAACAUUAACAAUCAGCAAAAUAGUAUAGAGUUAUUCAGCUUCACCAUUGGACUGCUAGAAGCUGAUGAGUAAGGGUUGGAAUAACUGUAAAGAAAAUUAUUAUUUCAGUGAAGGUUCCUAUGUUACAGGUAAGACAUUAAUUACUCAGAAAAGCAUACCAAAGUCUUCAGUUAGAAUUAUCGGUUAGAAUAUUGCAACUAAGUCCCAUUCAUAUUAUUAAACACUGUGUUGUCCUGUGUUAGAAGUUUCUGACCACACCUUUUAAGACCAAACACAACAUUCAUGACUUUCAAACCAGGCUUUAAGAUAGCUGAAACUGAGUGUGGUAUGUUGGUGGCACUAAUUUUAGUGCUUUAAAAUUUCUGGACUUUCUUUUUAUUUAACCUUUCAUAGGGAAUGUUGGAGACUUGUUUUCUAUUUUGUAGUGUUCUUGACAUAAUUUUUUUCAUUUUUUUCCCCCCUCAUUUCAUUUUGUUGUACACUUUGCUCGGAAUUAAAGCUCUUUGGGAAAUCCAA